This is a messenger RNA of Sesamum indicum (sesame), 762 nucleotides long. The record is from RefSeq and is a predicted model, not a curated record. Lineage: Eukaryota; Viridiplantae; Streptophyta; Magnoliopsida; Lamiales; Pedaliaceae.
AUGAUUCUCUCGAAAGCCCCUUUCAUGGAGACCCGCGACUGCCAGGUUUGCAAUUCCAUGGACCCUAUAACCCUUCACAAUAUCCCUCACCGAGGUGCAUUUGCCUUGCUUUGUACAGCCUGCGUGCUCCGCCACAAUCCCGGCAGUUUCUGCCCUCUCUGCUUUGAUGUCUACGACGAUACCGCCAACAACAAGCGCCCCGCCGCUCACUCCCAUAUCGUGUGCCUCCGUUGCCCCGCAGUGGUCCACGCCGCUUGUCUCCCUUCCACGCGGUCAUUUCCGAGUUUCCGAUACCUCUGUCCGCAGUGCUCCUUUCCCUCUUCCCCUUUCUUCAAUUUCGGGCGUUCUAAUGCUGGCAGCACGACUGUUUUUACUCGGGAUUUGGCCAAACAAUUGCUAUGUGCUGCCAAGAUCGCUUCUGUGGCUAUGCACCAGGCGGCAGCUGUUGCGAGAACUGUCGCCGAGCAGAAAGUCAGAGAAGCCUUGCUGGCAAGGCAAAGAGCCAAGGAAGCUAUUGAGAGGGUCGCCCAUUUGAUGGCCGAUCAACAGAGAGAGGAUGAGUCCGAUGUGGAUGACGGAUCAUCUGGGAAUCUUGGAGGAACUUCAUCAAAUUGGGGUGAAACUGAGGGCAGUCCUUGGUUGAUAAAAAUGACAGCAAUAAGGAUUAUAGCUUCAGAAUUUCAGAAAAUGGCAUUCAUUACUGCUAAAGUAUUCAACAUUGUUCAAGAUCUCUCUGGCUGGACUCCAAGAAAAUGUCUCUAA